Messenger RNA from Rhagoletis pomonella (apple maggot), 1834 nucleotides. RefSeq names its product myrosinase 1-like. NCBI's taxonomy places the organism in Eukaryota, Metazoa, Arthropoda, Insecta, Diptera, Tephritidae. The transcript is spliced from 7 exons. Gene Ontology annotation, biological process: carbohydrate metabolic process. The record is from RefSeq and is a predicted model, not a curated record. Bases 80 to 1612 code for a protein of 510 amino acids. Gene Ontology annotation, molecular function: beta-glucosidase activity.
AUUAAACAGUACAAUCAUUCAACCCAAACCAACCACACAGCUUCAAUUGCUUCUGCACGUAUUGAUAAUUGCAGCUGAAAUGGGGAAUCAUCAUCUCGUCUUUAUACUAUGUCUGAUACUUACUUGCAUAUCUUUUGCCGACGUGGAGUGCGUAAAUGAAUGGAUCAGAAACCAAAUUCAGCCAUCAACAAGCAACAAGCAAUUUCCUAAGAAUUUUUCCUUUGGGGUGGCGACAGCCGCCUAUCAAAUCGAGGGUGCAUGGAACGAAGACAGUAAGGCGCCCUCCAUUUGGGAUAUAUACACUCACACGCAUCCAGAACGAAUAGCCGAUCAUUCAAACGGAGAUAACGCCGCUGAAUCUUAUCAUCGCUUCGAACAGGAUUUGGUUGCACUCAAAGAACUUAAGGUCAAUUUCUAUCGGUUUUCUAUAUCAUGGUGUAGAGUGCUUCCCUACGCAGAUACUUCGGUGAAAAAUCAAAAGGCAAUUGACUACUACAACAUGGUUAUCGACAAGUUAUUGGAGAACCACAUCGAGCCGAUGGUGACAAUGUUCCACUAUGAUACGCCCGAAGAGCUGUCAAAAUUCGGUGGCUUUACCAAUGAUAUUGUCAUCAAGUACUUCCGCUCCUAUGCAGAUUUUCUGUUUGAAACUUUUGGUGAUCGCGUCAAGAAGUGGAUUACAUUCAAUGAACCCUUUGACUACUGUGUACCAGGCUAUGGCAAUGCGAAUUACCCACCAAUGAUCCAUGCACCGGGAGUGGCAGACUACUUAUGUAUGGACAAUACUUUGCGGGCUCACGCAUCUGCUUAUCGCCUUUACAGAGCCAAAUAUUUCCACUCGCAACGAGGCAAAGUGGGCAUUACCAUUAGCAGCCGGUUUUAUUAUACCCCAAAGGCGAAUGAGCCAAACGACGUUGUGGAUCGAGCGAUACAGUAUUCGCUGGGCUGGUUGGCGCAUCCCAUUUUUGGCAAAUCAGGAAAUUAUCCUUACACUGUAAUUGAAGACAUCACAAGCAAUAGCAUGAAAGAAGGUCUGGCCUGGUCGCGGUUACGACCCCUAAACUUAUACUGGUCGAAGAUAAUUAAGGGAUCAGGGGACUUCUUAGGCCUUAAUUAUUAUACCUCCCGUUACGUCCAGAUGUCGGAUCCUCCGGCAGGGGCAACUCCUUCUUGGGAGCAUGAUUCGCGCCUUAAGUAUUCGGUUGAUGAGAGCUGGAAACGUGCCAAAUCUGAUUGGCUUUACUGCGUGCCACAGGGCUUGGAGGAUAUUUUAAAAUGGAUUCGUGAUAACUAUGAUAACGUUGAGGUAUAUAUAACGGAAAACGGCUGGUCCGAUGAGGGCGAAUUAAUGGACACAGGCCGAAUUGAUUAUCUUAAGACACAUUUACGGGCUGUCCUGAAUGCAAUCAACGAUGGGUGCAACGUUACACACUACUCCCAUUGGAGUUUAAUCGAUAAUUUCGAGUGGAAUAAGGGAUUUACUGAAAAGUUUGGUCUCUAUUACCUGAACAUGACAAGUGAGAAUAAAGAACGUGUUGCCAAAAAUUCGGCGCAUUACUACAGGAGUGUCAUUGAAAGUCGGGAAAUAUCAUCAGGCGACAAUUACGUGUGAAAAGCUGGUGCUACAUGAAUAUUUAUUUAUACAAAAGCAAUAUUUAAAUUACAUAUGUAUGUACAUAUGUUUGUACAUAUAUGCAAGCACAUGGAUACGAUUAUUGAAAACUAAGUGGCGCUUUGUUAUUUGAUUAUAAAUAAAUAUGUACCUUUUUGCAUACAUGUGUUUGUAUGUAUGUAUGUACAUACACAUAUUCGUUGACGAAAGUAGUCAAAUUUA